Molecule: messenger RNA, 1383 nt
Organism: Sphenostylis stenocarpa
Lineage: Eukaryota; Viridiplantae; Streptophyta; Magnoliopsida; Fabales; Fabaceae
Source: the annotation of a GenBank genome assembly
AUGAAUAACAUGGCUUCAACGUCUCCCUCUCUAUCAUUUGCAAUGCAUAAGUGCGAACCUGAGCUAGUGGCUCCUGCAUUACCUACUCCUGACGAAACUAAACUACUAUCUGAUAUAGAUGAUCAAAGGUACCUGCGUUGCCAUUAUACAAUCAUAAAAAUCUAUCGAAAUGAAUCAUCAAUGGCGAAUAAAGACCCAGUGAGAGUGAUUCGCCAGGCACUGGCACAAGCACUUGUCUUCUAUUACCCAUUUGCGGGUAGGCUUAGGGAGAGUCGUGGCAGCAAAUUGAUGGUCGAUUGUACUGGAGAGGGUGUCAUGUUCGUUGAGGCUGACGCUGACGUAACACUCGAUCAAUUUGGUGACAAUCUCCAACCUCCAUUCAUGUAUUCUCAAGCGUUCCAAUGUGAUGUUCUAGACUCUGAAGAAUUUAUAAAAUUGCCCCUUCUACUCAUCCAGGUGACACGACUCAAGUGUGGUGGUUUCAUCGUGUCGACUGGUUGGAACCACGUGAUGGCAGACGGAAGUGGUUUGUCACAGUUCAUGCACGCCUGGGGUGAAAUAGCAAGAGGUAUAAAAACUCCUUCCAUUGCACCUCUCUGGCGUAGGGAGCUCCUAAUGGCAAGAGAUCCACCUCGCAUUACGUGCAACCAUCGUGAAUACGUUCCAAUCCAAGACACCCUUUCUUCUUCCAACCACAACUUGGUUCAUCGAUCAUUUUUCUUUGCACCUGCUCACAUGGCUGCCCUUCGCCGCUUGCUUCCCCAUCACCUUCGACACAGCACCGCAUUCGAUCUCAUCACAGCAUGCUUAUGGCGUUGCCGCACAAAAGCACUGCAAACAGACGCAGAUGAGGAUGUUCGCAUGAUGUGCAUCGUGAACGCGCGUAAUAAGUUCAAUCCUCCGUUACCCGUUGGUUACUACGGCAACGCUUUUGCAUACCCCGCUGCAGUCACCACCGCAGGGAAGCUUUGCACAAAUCCAUUUGCUUAUGCGGUGGAGUUGAUACAUAAUGUGAAGGGUGAGGUGACAGAGGAGUAUAUGCAUUCCGUGGCGGAUCUAAUGGUGCUCAAGGGACGGUGCAUGCCCACAACUGUAAGAUCUUCUCUGGUGUCAGACCUAACACGUGCGAGGUUUAGAGACGUUGAUUUUGGAUGGGGCAAGGCUGUGUCUGCUGGACCAGCGAAAGGUAGCACUGGACCCUUUUACGGAGGAACAAACAUUACCUCGUAUAGGAAUGCAAAAGGAGAAGAUGGUUUGGUAUUACCAGUUUGGUUGCCCGCAAAAGCUAUGCCCAGGUUUGUGAAAGAGAUGGAUGAUUUGCUUAAUGGAAACCAAAACCAACCUACAAGAACUGUUCCUGGUUCUAUCAGGUCUACCUUCUAG